Messenger RNA from Ostertagia ostertagi, 594 nucleotides. The record is from the annotation of a GenBank genome assembly. Lineage: Eukaryota; Metazoa; Nematoda; Chromadorea; Rhabditida; Trichostrongylidae.
AUGAGCCCUCGUGAGACGAAGUUUGAAGCGGUGCAUAUCCCAAUGCCAAAGAGCACAUGUGUAGAAAUUCUCGAUGUGUCCGGUGGAUACUCUCACGUGAUGAAGGAAAAUGGGCAAGAUGGUUCAGUUCCAAGUUAUUUCCUGGAAUUGGUUGACAUACCAGGAGACACGUUAGCUGAACAAAUCGACUACCGUCGAAUGUGGCACGCAGUGGUAGACGAGGUGAUGCCGGCAGAUGAACCUGUCUGCCCACUAUCUUGUGAAAAGGGAGUCCGUGCCGUUGUACCGAUAAUACCGGAUGGACGUCCUGUUUUUGUGGUCCCAUUGGCGGACGUGAAUGUCUGCGAAGGCGAGCGGGUCGUUCUUCAUCCCGAGAUCAGCUCGACAACGCCGUUCACUGUCACAUGGCGAGGACCAGCUGUUCAAGCUGGACGGGCAAGCGUGAAGAGCGAUGGUGCAUCUACAACUCUGACCAUCAACAAAGUUACCGCACUCGACUAUGGGCCGUAUUCUGUGGUGGCCAAGAACGAUUACGGUAUUGCUUCAUCGGUUUCUGUGGUCAAAGUGAUCGCUCAUCCAGGUACGGGUUCGUAG